Messenger RNA from Prunus dulcis (almond), 1986 nucleotides. RefSeq names its product purine-uracil permease NCS1. NCBI's taxonomy places the organism in Eukaryota, Viridiplantae, Streptophyta, Magnoliopsida, Rosales, Rosaceae. Gene Ontology annotation, cellular component: plasma membrane. Gene Ontology annotation, biological process: nucleobase transport; transmembrane transport. The transcript has a single exon. Gene Ontology annotation, molecular function: nucleobase transmembrane transporter activity. Bases 107 to 1834 code for a protein of 575 amino acids. The record is from RefSeq and is a predicted model, not a curated record.
AAAAAGUCAUACAAUAACUUUGUGGGACUUGACCAAUAGCCACCACUCAUCAUCUAUCUCAAACAGAUACCACAGAUUCCAUGCUCAUCUGGAAUCCCAGUGAAUCAUGGUGUCCAAAGUUCUUAGCUUCAAUAUCCAUCUUCAUCCCCACCCCUCUUUUCCCUCUGCAAUUUCCAGAAUUAAUCCAAGACCUUCUAACUUUGUCACCACCACACCUUUAUUGUCAUCAACCACCAUAGCUAUCAGAUGCAAUGCCAACCAUGACCAAGCCAAUUUCCACCAUCUUUCACUUGGAAGAAGCCCCAUUUUCACCACCAUGGCAUCAACACAACACAACCCAAGUCCCAAAUUCGAUGAGUUCGAAUCCGAUCCCACGCUUACAAACGACGAUCUCAAGCCCACAACACUUGAUCAAAGGACUUUUUCCAGGUGGGAAUUGGCUAGUCUUUGGGUAGGACUAGUUGUGGGGGUGCCAACUUACUAUUUAGCUGGUAGUCUUGUUGACCUUGGCAUGGCUUGGUGGCAAGGAAUUGCAACAGUUGUAGCGGCCAACAUAAUACUAUUAGUCCCAUUGGUCCUCACUGGUCAUCCAGGGACAAAAUAUGGCAUUUCUUUCCCAGUUUUAGCCCGUUCCUCAUUUGGUAUUUAUGGUGCUCAUAUUCCCACUCUUCUUAGAGCCUUGGUUGGUUGUGGUUGGUAUGGAAUUGAGACUUGGAUUGGUGGUGAAGCCAUUUUCAUUUUGCUACCAAAUUCAAUCAAACAGUCCUCUUUGUCUCAGGUCUUACCUUGGCUCGGCACAUCACCAUUGGAAUUUGGUUGUUUUAUUGUGUUUUGGCUUGCCCAGUUGGCCAUUGUUUGGAAAGGAAUGGAUGGAAUUAGGGAACUUGAGAAAUACUCAGCUCCAGUUCUCAUCGCACUCACUUCCUGCCUUCUCAUUUGGGCUUAUGUCAAAGCUGGUGGUUUCAGCCACAUGCUUUCCUUGUCCUCUAGGCUCACCUCCAAGCAAUUUUGGUCCCUCUUUUUCCCUUCCUUAACUGCUAAUAUAAGCUUUUGGGCUACUCUUGCUCUUAACAUACCAGAUUUCACCAGAUAUGCCAAGAGCCAGACUGACCAAAUCAUCGGUCAAGCCGGGCUACCAAUCUUCAUGGGGGCAUUCACAUUUGUUGGCCUAGCUGUAACCUGCUCGACAGAAGUGAUUUUCGGGCGUGUCAUUUCGAAUCCGAUUCAACUUCUCGGGCAAAUUGGAGGGUUCACAACGAUCAUUCUAGCCAUUUUUGGUGUUAGCCUUGCCACCCUCACAACCAACAUUGCAGCCAAUGUUGUGGCCCCUGCAAACGCUCUUGUGAAUCUCAGCCCUUCAAAGUUCACCUUCAGAAGAGGAGCUAUUCUCACAGCUUUGCUUGGAAUUGCAUUUCAGCCAUGGAGGCUUCUCAAGUCAAGUGAGAGCUUUGUGUACACAUGGCUAGUUGGAUACUCUGCUCUGUUGGGUCCAAUUGGAGGCAUAAUUCUAGCAGAUUACUAUCUUAUCCAUAACAAAAACCUAAGCAUGAAGGACUUGUACUCAGUAAGUCCUUUUGGGGACUAUUAUUAUUCAGGAGGCUACAAUUUGGCAGCAAUGGCAGCUCUUGUUGUUGGGAUUUUGCCUGUGGUUCCAGGCUUCUUGCAAAAAAUUGGCCUUCUUUCUUCAAUAUCAGAUGCUUAUGUGAUCAUCUACAACAAUGCUUGGUUUUUCAGUUUUUUCUCUGCCGGUUUGCUCUACUGGCUUCUGUCAAGUUUGACAAGAAAACAGAACUCUCUGCCUGCAGAAGAACCCCUCUUGCCUCCUGCAAACUAAAGGUUUCUAUUUUCCAAUUUUUAUUCAACACAAUAAACUUGCAUACAAUUUGUAAAGAGAUGAACAUUUUUCUUGACACACUUUCUGUAUAAUAAGGCAUCUGUAGGUUGUACUUCAAAUUAAUAAAACUUUCAACAUUUAUGAGUGAUGCA